AUGGGAAGACGCGCGAAAAACAAACAGAGCGAUCCGGCUCCUCUGGCUCAGGCCAACGAUAAUGCCGCUAAGCCGUCUCAGAAGAAACUUGGAAAACGCAAGGCAGAGGAGGUCGAGCCGCCCUCAAAAAGACCUGCGAAGAAAGCAAAAGACGCGGGUUUAGCCCCCCAAAAUCCUGCGGCGAAGGGAAAGGAGUCGAAGGCAUCUAAACCCCAGGCCAAGCCGAAGGCUGCGUCCAAGAAGAAGCAAGUGCAGUUUAACGAUGAGGAUAGUGCCAGGAGUAGCGAGGGUUGGGAAGACGUCGAAGACGGCGACGACCUGAAAGUCCAUGCAAAAACACUAUUCCACGGAAGUGACGAAGAAGGGUUUGUCGGAGACUUGGACGAAUUGGACGUGGAAGGCGUGAGCGAAGAUGACGACUUGCUAAGGGGCCCUAAACAAGAAUUCGACUUUGGAUCGGACGACGAAGACGAGGACGAAGAACCCGAACCCCCUGUGAAACUCAAGGGUAGGAAGUCCAAACAACAAGAACGCCCUGUGAAGAUCGUCCCCACCGCCUCGGAUGCGUCUUCAGACGAGAGUGACGGGUACAAUGAGGAUGGACCAGUAACCGCGAAGAACAUGGCUGCACGUUCACGAGCACUGGAGGAGCGGGCGGCACGCGAGGCGGAACUCGACGCCGAGGAGAUGCGACAGGCAAUGCUUCCGGGAGAGGACAGCGAGGACGAUCUGGCAGACGCGGACGACGUGGACAUGGACGAAGAAGGCGAGGGUGGCGAGGACAGCGAAGACUUUGUGCUGCCGACGGCCGAGGAGCGUGAAGAGGAGAAAAAGCGCGGUGGGCCAGACGUCCACACGGUUCAAAGACGGAUGCGUGAAUGCGUUCGUGUGUUGGGUAACUUCAAGCGUCAUGCUGCGAAGGGCCGGGCGCGAUCGGAAUACGUGCAACAGCUUAUCUCUGACAUUGCGAGUUAUUACGGGUACAACGACUUCCUCGCCGAAAAGCUGUUUCAGCUAUUCCCAAUCGCAGAGGCGAUCGAGUUCUUCGAGGCUAACGAGGUGCCGCGACCAGUGACGAUACGCACCAACACCCUGCGAACUCGGCGGCGCGACUUGGCACAAGCCUUAAUCAACCGUGGCGUCAACCUCGAGCCGAUUGGCAAGUGGACGAACGUCGGGCUGCAGGUGUUCGAGAGCAGCGUGCCGAUAGGUGCGACGCCUGAAUACCUUGCCGGCCAUUACAUGCUCCAGGCGGCGUCCUCUUUCCUCCCCGUGAUCGCGCUGUCACCCCAGCCGGGCGAGCGCGUGCUCGAUAUGGCGUCCGCCCCUGGUGGCAAGACGACGCACAUGGCGGCGCUCAUGGAGAACACCGGCGUCGUGUUCGCCAACGACGCCAACAAGGCGCGGACGAAGAGCCUGACCGCGAACGUGCACCGCCUGGGGUGCAAGAACGUCGUCGUGUGCUCGUAUGACGGCCGCGAGUUUCCGAAGGUGAUCGGCGGGUUCGAUCGGGUGCUGCUCGAUGCGCCAUGCAGCGGGACGGGUGUCAUCAGCAAGGACGCGAGUGUCAAGACGAAUAAGUCCGAGCGCGACUUUGCGCUCCUCUCGCACCUGCAAAAGCAGCUCAUCCUGUGCGCGAUCGACAGCGUCCAGGCGGAUUCGAAGACAGGCGGCUACCUCGUCUACUCCACCUGCUCCGUGACCGUUGACGAGAACGAGGCAGUGGUGGACUAUGCGCUCCGGAAGCGGCCCAACGUGCGCCUCGUCGAGACCGGGCUCGAGUUCGGCCGCCCGGGCUACACCCGCUACCGCGGCAAGGUGUUUAGCGACAAGCUCUCGCUCACCCGACGCUUCUAUCCACACGCGCACAACAUGGACGGCUUCUAUGUCGCCAAGUUCAAGGUCGAGCGCCGUGCGAAGCCCACCACGAAGGCGGACGAGCGAGAUGGCGGCCACGACGCGAAGGCGGACGUUGACGGCGCAGACGCGACGGACGGCACGGCGGCUAGGUUCGACGACGCCGAGGACCGGCCGUACCUAGACGAAAUGAAGCGGAGGCGGAUGAAGAGGAAGGGGUUAAGGGUGCCUCCACGCGCGCAGACGGCGGCACCCCCUGUGGCUGCGGCCGACGCGGCGUCUGUCUGA
This is a messenger RNA of Epithele typhae, 2145 nucleotides long. Its product is annotated as NOL1/NOP2/sun family RNA met. Bases 1 to 2145 code for a protein of 714 amino acids. Gene Ontology annotation, molecular function: rRNA (cytosine-C5-)-methyltransferase activity; RNA binding. The transcript has 7 exons. NCBI's taxonomy places the organism in Eukaryota, Fungi, Basidiomycota, Agaricomycetes, Polyporales, Epitheliaceae. The record is from RefSeq and is a predicted model, not a curated record. Gene Ontology annotation, cellular component: nucleolus. Gene Ontology annotation, biological process: rRNA base methylation; maturation of LSU-rRNA.